GUGGAAGCUGAGAAUAAAGAAGGAGAACAGAGGUAGAAGAAGAUGGAAGUGAACCAAAAUUUGGUUUUGCAUCGCCGGAAAAAUGAAGCUGAAGCAGUUGGAAGGCUUCCUUUCUCAUCUUCAGCAAUUCCCUCACCCUAAGGUGGAGCUUGAACAGUACCCUACGGGACCCCAUAUCGCUUCUCGAAUGCUUUUCACUGCAGAGAAUUCUUUUGAGGAUGUGAGCAACAAAGUUGUGGCUGACUUUGGAUGCGGUUGUGGUACAUUAGGUGUUGCAGCUGCACUUUUGAGCGCAGAACAUGUUCUUGGCAUUGACAUUGAUCCUGAAUCUCUUGAAGUAGCAUCUCUUAAUGCUGAGGAACUUGAGGUGGACAUGGAUUUUAUUCAGUCUAAUGUCUUGGACUUGGGAUGGAGAGGUCCAAUUGUUGAUACAGUUAUAAUGAAUCCUCCAUUUGGUACUCGAAAAAAGGGUGCAGAUUUGGAUUUUCUCCUUGUUGCUUUGAAGGUUGCUUCUCAAGCUGUUUAUUCCUUGCAUAAGACUUCAACAAGAGAUCAUGUGAAACGAACGGCCUUAAGGGAUUUCAAUGCUAGCACUGCUGAAGUUCUAUGUGAGCUUCGAUUUGAUGUACCGAAAUUGUACAAAUUUCAUAAGAAGAAGGAGGUGGAUAUUGCUGUGGACCUCUGGCGUUUUGUACCUGCAAGUCAUCAAAGCAGAAGUAUUUGAUGCAUUCAAGGAUUAUGUGUAUUGGAAUAGAUGAAUAAGAUUACAAACUAAAAGGAAAAUUUUUUAGGUACCUAAAAAUAUAGAAAUCUUAUUUCUGUUCUUUUUUUUUUUUUCCUUCUCUCUCUUUCUCUCUCUCUCUCUCUCUCUCUGUUACAAGCUCUUGCAUGUUAAACUGGGGUGAUGCCACUUCUGUAGUUGUAUGUAUCUAUAAAUUCAAUAGUUG
Messenger RNA from Abrus precatorius (Indian licorice), 947 nucleotides. Its product is annotated as methyltransferase-like protein 5. Gene Ontology annotation, biological process: rRNA methylation. Gene Ontology annotation, molecular function: nucleic acid binding; rRNA (adenine-N6-)-methyltransferase activity. Bases 83 to 724 code for a protein of 213 amino acids. The transcript is spliced from 9 exons. Lineage: Eukaryota; Viridiplantae; Streptophyta; Magnoliopsida; Fabales; Fabaceae. The record is from RefSeq and is a predicted model, not a curated record.